Molecule: messenger RNA, 4251 nt
Organism: Pseudo-nitzschia multistriata
Lineage: Eukaryota; Bacillariophyta; Bacillariophyceae; Bacillariales; Bacillariaceae
Source: the annotation of a GenBank genome assembly
CUGUAUCAUCUCUGUCUACAGUACUCGUAUUCAUUCGUACUCCUUUGUGGACCAAUUGAUUGAAUCUCUUGAUUCGAGAUAUUAAGAAACACAAUCUGUUGUUGAUUCCGAAUAUUCACCGUCCGGUUGUCUUUCACUGUACGGGGAAGACUCAUAGGAAGGGAUGACUCUGGAAGGUCGAAUCAAAAUAUCCACCCACUGAAUCUUCGCCAAAAGUAAAGAAACGACCUUGGGCGCGAAUUUCUAGUAGUACGCGCUAGCGUGCGCUACACGACAGCACAACGAGAGAAGGGCAUCACGAUAAACACGGUCUCAGGGAAAAUACACGGUUUGCUAAAUUAAACCUACCUUUCCAAAACCUGAAACAGCUCUGGACCUUAAUUCAAAACUCUACUCAAUACCACUGCCGCUUGCUUGCAUAGAAUUGGUGAAGGUGCAGGAAAACGCGGACUGCUUUUUGCCUCAAUUCGCAUUCUAUGAAGUAACUGUGAACGGUAACCAUAUCACAAACCGCAAACGCACCCAGCAGACACCAAACCUUACUAGUCUAGACUCUAUCCCAUUCCGGUCCUUUUGAAAAAGGAAUUGGCGGCGAACACUUUUCAAUAUCACGAUGAAAAAUACAAUGUGGCAAGAGCAAGAGUCGUGGUCUUCGAUGUCGGCAUCAUCAUUAACAGAGGUUUUCCCCGUUCAACAAAGAUCCCUUGAGUUAGAUAGCGACAUGAUUGUAAUCGACGACGAAUACUUUCAGGAAGAUUCAACAGGUGUCUUGAUUUCUUCCGUCAUCUCCAACAUUCUCCUCUUUUUCCUCAUCUUUGGUCUAUCAGCCACAGUUAACUUGCGAGAUCUCAGACAACAAUUGACAAACAAAUUUGCCAUCUUAUCGGGAAUUACGAUGCAAUUCUUUGUGAUGCCGCUUUUGGGGUUCAUAUCUAUUUGCAUUUUCCAUAAUUUUGGUUUUUCACAAGCGAUGGGCGUGUCGUUGCUAGUGGUGACGUCUAGUCCCGGGGGUUCCUAUUCCAAUUGGUGGUGCAGUUUAUUCAAUGCAGAACUGGCGUUGUCAGUAGCCAUGACCUCCGUAUCUUCGUUGCUAUCGAUUGGCCUGCUGCCAGCCAACCUCUUUCUUUACGGAUUUUUGGCAUAUGGGGUAAUUUUUGUUGAAGAAGGCCAGGAGGAAAAUAUUAAUAUUGUAUCAUCACUAGAUUUUGGGGCCAUUUUCAUCACCCUCGGCGUUGUGAUGGGAGCAAUUCUCGGUGGACUCUUUGUAGGGUACCAAUUCAACAGCAACCAAUUUCACAAAAGAGCUAACUACUUUGGCAGCAUCUGUGGGAUAACUCUAAUUUUAUUUUCUGCCUUCCUGGGGUCUGGGGGAGCGAGUGGUGCCGAGACAAAUUUUUGGAGCUUGCCUUGGUCAUUUUAUGUCGGAACUACCUUCCCUUGUAUUAUUGGAAUGGCUCUGGCAAAUUUAAUUUCACGAAGUUUUAAGUUGUCCCCUCCAGAAGUUGUUGCAAUUUCGAUCGAAUGCUGUUACCAAAACACAGCGAUUGGGACAAGUGUAGCUGUUACUAUGUUCAGCGACCCAAACAAACAAGCUGAGGCUGUUAGUGUUCCUCUUGUGUACGGAAUGGUUGAGGCUGUAAUAAUAGGUCUUUACUGCCUAUGGGCGUGGAAGUCUGGGUGGACUAAAGCCCCGGCGGAUGAAAAGGUUAGUAUUUGUGUUUUCACUAUGUAUUUCAAAACUUGUUAUUUUUCUAUUGCUGGUACAGUAUUUUAUUAUUGACUGUCACUCAUCCACCUUCGGUAUCAACCGAUCUUGACUUUUGUAACCGCUAGCUUUGCGUUGUAAUGAUCAGGACAUACGAGGUGCACGACUUGGACUCCGAAAAUGACGACGAAAUGGUAGAGUUCGAUCCACAAGUUGUAGAAAAUCUAAACUGGUGGCAAAGGUGUUUCAUUCCAAAAUAUCCUGACACUGUUCGUGGUAAUGUAGAAGGUGCUCUCUCGAACGAGACAGAAUCGCAGCAAAAGGGACAAAGAGAUGAAACAAUUGAAGAAAGAAGGUGUCGUUUUCAUAGUGAAGAUGUCACUGUGUCAACAAAUCUUACAACACCGCCUGGAACACCCAACGUAACAAAAGUGUCUUCGGUUUCUUCGUCUUCGCAGAGUGUUUCGAACAAGACCACCAGCAGUAAUACUUCCAAAACACCGUCCAAAUCGAACGAUGUGGAGACUCCUCUAAUACGGAAAGCCAUCUCUGCCAUUGACGAGGAACCCGAAGAGGCCGAGAGGGCGUCCGAGGAAGGAAGAGCAACAAGCAGUAGUUGAGAUAUCGUCGUCGCAGACUUCAUGGACAGCAGCUCAGAAUUAUCAUCCGUAGGGGAUUUUAUUCUAGAAUAAUUUAUUUCUGAGGGGAUCAUGGGUAUUAAUGAUGGUAAAGGUCCAUGGUGGGAAAAAGAAAAUUGAAGUUGAACUCUUUGUAUCCCUUAUCAGCAUGUCGAUGGUGUAAGUGGGAACCCUCACUAUCGAGGAAAUAUCGAGAAGCACAAAGAAAUAUUUAGAGCUUCAAACGAUUAAAUGUAUAAUUAAUAAGUUGCAAUAGAAGAUUUACUGUGGUUUUUCAUCGUACUCGCUAAAACUUGUUGUAUGUGGAAUUCCAAUUUAUUAUUGCCAAGUAGCGAAAAGUAAUAUCUAGUGCGUUGGUUCAUAGAGUCGGACUAAUCUGGACUCGGGACAAAGUUUACCUGUCACAGGACAUGACUCAUAAUUUUGUCGGAGGAAAGUUAGAAUACACUUUAGGCAGAAAACGAAACCACCAGUGGAAGCCGUUGGAUGAAUAUGUGGUUCGUUGCACAGCGGGCAAACAUCUCGUUCGCUUUUGACAAUAUUCCUCAAUGUUCUGUGUGAGAUUUUGCUAUUACUACGGCGAAGAGGAGCUGGACAGGGUGGUGGAGGAAUCAUUUUGUUGUUUACAGCGCUUGAUAAUAUUCCAUUUCUACCAUCAUCUGCAAUGUCAUUUGCUAGGUGAUUGGAUCGUUGUCCUCGCAGUUGUAUUUGUCGAAGUUGGUGCGAUUCUCGUUCUUGUUGUAGUUCUUGCCGUAUGGAUCGAAUACGCGCAAUCCAUGCCAAUACGAUGCUCGACGAUAGAAGUCCUGCCGCAGUCAAUCGUAUCCCGCUUGAUCCAACAAGAUUCGACAACUCUUUCCGUAUGGACUCUAUUCGGAUGUUCUUUAAAUCUGAAGGAUCAGUGACAUCACGAAUUUUCGUCUGCGAUUUGCUUUGGUGUUGCUGUUGCUGUUGGUCUUCCAUUGUCACUCUUCUCACAACUAAAUCUAGCCAGCUUGAAUAGGGGUCAAAAAAGAUAGUCUUUCCGAGUAAAUACCGCCAUCGAUACCAAAAAAAUGACAGCUUUGUUGAAGUGCGCAGUAAGGGCCACAAAAUGCUGAGAAUGAUUUGCAAUUUGCUGUUUCUUGAAGUAGUAUUUGUUAUUGCCCUGGAUGGUUGAUCCCCGGACGGCAACGAAAACAGCCGGGAAAAAAAAUGAAAAUAACUUUGAGAUCUUUCUUCGAGAUAUGGCCCGAUUGCCAUGAAAAAUGCGAGACGUAUGAUAUCAGAUUUUUCGAUCGGUUGUAAACUUCUUCUUUCACUCUGUUUAGAAGGACUUGGUUUGCCUAAUUUCUCCCGCCUUCCUCCAUACAACGAUUCCGAAAUGGUUGCUUUUGAAUAGAUCAAAGAGCUUCGUUCCAAAACAUACAACAAAAGGAAUCGUAUUUCUGGACCAAACGGACGGAGUACAUUUUGGAAGAAAGCUUUCGUUAUUCGAUGAGGCCACCGUCGAAACAACGUGUCGAAUAAUUUAUUUUUUCCCUCAGCGCCGCCAACGCCGGUAUUAUUGCUAUUUGAAUUUCGUAUUUCGAUUUCUUCUAAAACUCGGGAAAUCCGUUCUUCUACAACCAAGAACAAUGAUUUUAAAGUUUUCCAGCCAGACUUCCGCGCUUCUUCCAUCAUCAUCCGCUCCAGAAACGAAGGAAGCGUCGACGUUUGAUUUAUCGUCCAUUCUUCAGCAAGCAAUGCCCCGAUUGAAUCUGGACUCGCGGGAUUUGCUUGGGGAGAGGCAGGAAUUGAAAUCCCUUCUAAGGCUGUAUUAUUUGCCAUUGUAUUGUCAUCGUACGGGUGUUGUUAUCAGUUCAUGAUGUGACGAAUCAAUUCUUGGAGUGGAGACUGAGUCGGUUAGAAUAGACAACAUAAAUUGAU